Molecule: messenger RNA, 670 nt
Organism: Paramacrobiotus metropolitanus
Lineage: Eukaryota; Metazoa; Tardigrada; Eutardigrada; Parachela; Macrobiotidae
Product: BTB/POZ domain-containing protein 6-B-like
Exons: 5
Coding region: 32-670 (212 amino acids)
Molecular function (GO): protein binding
Source: RefSeq, a predicted model, not a curated record
CAUAAUUAUUCAUCUUGCUGUACCUCCAAGCAUGUCUCAUAACCCGAUAUCGUUGAGAGGUUUUGAGUGGCCUACGGGGCUAAUCAACAGCCUGAAGAAGUCGCUGGUUAGCGGAGAAUUUAGUGACGUUCAGUUCAUGGUCGGACGGCAAUUUGGAGAUAGGAAAAUCUUCUCGGCACACAAGUAUGUGCUGUGCCUGCGCAGCUCCGUCUUUCGCGCCAUGUUCUAUGGAGAUUUAGCAGAGAACUGUGAGAAACCGAUCGAUAUUUCGGAUGUUCCCGUGGAAGCUUUCGCCAAUAUGCUAAGUUUUCUGUACACUGACGCUAUGGGUAAGCUGAGCGUGGAAAACGUCAUUGCGACGUGGAUGUGCGCGGACAAAUACGAUCUGCCUGAGCUGGUGGGCAUCUGCUGUGACUUCGUCAGUGCCAAACUGAGCAUCGACAACUGCCUGACUAUCCUGGAGAAUGGAGUUCACUGGCAUGCUGAUGAGAUUGUCAAACGCUGUCUGGAGUUUAUCGACCGAUCCGCUGAAGGCGUGCUGCAGUCCGAACAUUUUGUUGCCAUUGGGCAGAAAACGCUGGUGAUGGUUCUGCAGAGCGAGACGCUGUUCGCCGCUGAGCAUAACAUCUAUCUCGCUGUUGAGAGGUGCGGUUUCUGGCGUGGGCGAUGA